GCGCACCAAGCACAUCUCUUGUCCAACUCAUCACGACACGACCUCCAGCAGCAUGUGAGUCGACAGGUUGUGCACACAGAGGAAGUCGACAGAAAUGUUUAUAGCUAAAUAGAUUUGCUAAUAAUAAUAUCUAGCAGGCAAAGGCACUCAGACUACGCCAUGUCAAGUACAACAAUUGCAACUACCGGCUUUUAAAGCAGGAUAUGUCGGUAGACUGAUAUUUAACUCGCAGUUGCAUGCCAGCUAACUUAACGUUAACUCGACCAAAAAAAGCUACUUGUUGGGAGUUAUCAGGGAGCUGAAUGGCCUCUGUGGUGGCUUCUGUUGUGACUGUGAAAACCGAGAAGCGACCAGCUCAUGCUGAUACUCAGGAUGUUGACCCCCACACCAAAAAACCCAGGAUUUGGGAACCAUCAAUGGAACCAUCACUCAAUCUCUGCCUGCCCCAAAGGAAACUGCUGCCCAGCCUGAAGACCAAGCGGGCGCCCGAGCUGGUCCUAGUUAUUGGUACAGGGGUGAGUUCAGCUGUGGCCCCUCAGGUCCCCGCGUUGCGCUCCUGGAAGGGUUUGAUCCAGGCCUUGUUGGACGCGGCCAACGACUUUGACCUCCUCGAGGAAGAGGAGAGUAGGCGUUUUCAGAAGAGCCUGCAGGAGGACAAGAACCUAGUCCACGUGGCUCAUGACCUCAUCCAGAAGCUCUCUCCGAGAACAGGCAAUGUGCGGUCUACCUUCUUCAAGGACUGCCUGUACGAGGUGUUUGACGAUCUGGAGUGUAAGAUGGAGAACGCAGGGAAGCACCUUCUCCGCUCCGUACUGCAGUUGAUGGAAAGUGGAGCGCUGGUUCUCACCACCAACUUUGACAACCUGCUGGAGAUCUACGCAGCCCACCAGGGAUCGAAGCUGGAGUCUCUGGACUUAACCGACGAGAAGAAGGUCCUGGAGUGGGCUCAGGGGAAGAGAAGUCUGAGUGUUUUGCACAUUCACGGUGUUUACACGAAUCCCAGCGGUAUUGUACUGCACCCUGCUGGCUACCAGAAUGUACUGAGGAACACGGAGGUCAUGAGGGAGAUCCAGAAACUGUAUGAGACCAAGUCGUUUGUGUUCCUGGGCUGCGGGCGCACGGUGGACGACACCACCUUCCAGGCUCUGUUCCUGGAGGCGGUCAAACACAAGUCGGACCUGGAGCACUUCAUGCUGGUGCGGCGUGAGGACGUGGGAGAGUUCAAGAAGCUGCGGGACAACAUGCUAGACAAGGGCAUCAAGGUCAUCUCUUACGGCAAUGAGUAUUCCGACCUGCCUGAGUACUUUGAACGGCUGGCCAACGAGAUCUGCAACCGCGACGCUGUCACUAACGGCUGGGGAUCUCCCUCCCAAGAAGAACAGGAAACCCAGAAUGGCUUUCAUUCACAGAAAAGCCUCCAAGACUAUCCUUCUUGACAGGCACAAAACAGACAGGAGUAUCAGUCAUUUUCAUCCACAGUUCCUUCAGUCUACUUCUACUCAGGUUUCAUUGGAUCUACUACUACUCCGCCAGGCAAAUAUGGGCCAGAAGAGACCCAUGUUACUAUUCUAGUCACCCGCUUAUUGUUUUUAUUUGAAUCUUUACCGGUUGUCAUGACAAAGGGAAAGACCCAGCAGGAAAGUAAACUGUUAAAGCAGCUGGUAACCCAAUUAAAGUGUUUCCCUACACCUUAACAUCUGGAAUAAGAUGUUGGAAAGGGCAAUGGAAGACUGAUGUAGGGAUGACAUAAGGACAGGUCCCUGACUUGGAUUCUAGCUCAACAUAAUUUGUAAAUGAAUCCUGUCCUGAAUGAAUGGCUGGAGAGUCCUGAGGACCUAGAUAUGCUAAAGACUCCCUGAAUUUGAAGAGAAGCAGGCGUGGCAAAAAUGUAGCACAACAUAUCCACAUCAGAGGAGGCUGGUGGAAUGCGCUAUAGGAGGAUGGCUCAUUGUAAUGGCUUGAAUGGAACUGGGUCAAACGUGGUUUUCAUAUGUUUGAUACCGUUCCAUUUAUUCCAGACAUUAAUGAGCCUGUCCUCCUAUAGCUCUUCCCAUCCUCCCCGGUUUAGGAUCAACUAUGCGGUCCUCUUAUGAAACUGUCAAGUCUCAAAGCAUACAGCAUCAAUAGGUGUUAACUAUGUAGUCUCUGAAAAUAAUGCUUGCCAUGCUAACUUGAAAGCAGCUAGUUCAAUCUGUGAAGCAUGGUAACAUGUUGAAAGGUUUUUGAGAAUCUUGUCUGCAGGUUCAGCAGUGACUUAGAUGAGGCAUCUUUAGAGUAACAAUCACUUGGCCACUCAUGUGCUGAAAAAAAAAAUAGUAUACUGUCCUUUUAUAAGGCUUUUGGAUUUUUAAUACUGCAUGUUUUGUGAAAUCUGUAGGUAUUUGUGCUAUUUACAAAAAAUAAAACCUUUGGUAUCAUACAGU
Molecule: messenger RNA, 2423 nt
Organism: Oncorhynchus mykiss (rainbow trout)
Lineage: Eukaryota; Metazoa; Chordata; Actinopteri; Salmoniformes; Salmonidae
Product: protein FAM118B
Source: RefSeq, a predicted model, not a curated record